AUGCUCUCUAAUUCCCAUUUCACGCCCUUCUCUACUGCUCAGGCAAAUGGAUUGAUCGUUGUUCCCGCGUUUGCCUUACUAUCUGCGCUAGCGCUCGCUUUCAUAGUUUUCAGAAGUAUCCACCUCGUGGUAAUCCCCUCAUUCCAGCGUAACGGGCCGGCGUGCAGAGCUCCCGAGAACCUAUUCUUCCGUACUCAACUAGGCCAUUAUGCUGCAUCCCUUGUUUUAAGCAAUGUUUUCCUCACUGCAGCUGGGCUUAUGGAGUUUUUCUGGGUCAAACAAUCUGGGAUCCAUCAAGGCUCCAUGUGCACUUUUCAAGCUGUCCUGAUGCAGAUAGGUUACUGGUCCACCUGUUUCUUCUCUGGUGCUAUCGGUGUCCACACGUGCAACUCCCUGGUAUUUCGUCUCUACCAAAUUAGUUAUCUGAGCGUUGUGGUCAUCGCCUUCGGAUGGAUCAUGUCGCUGCUGAUUGCACUGGCACCCAUCACCCAAGCUGGCGUCUAUGGUCCAGUCACUGUUUCAUGUGGCGUCAUGACGGCAUAUCCCGGCAAGAUAUUUGGGCUUGAAGCUUUUCCGGUCAUUCUCGUCUCUGUGCUUUCGGUCAUUAUUUACUCCCCGAUAUUCCUUUUUCUCGGGGGUAUUCUGCAUGUCAAAGGGGGUGUCAAAUUGACUUGCAAGGCCCAGGGACGAUGGUGUGCUGUGACCGACUCGGAGGAAUAUCACCGCUUCUUGGCAGCUGUCGCAAGGACGAUGUUUUGGUACCCUAUCGCAUUUGUCUCCCUCUUGUUGCCGAUCGCGGCUGUAAAUAUGGCACAAUCUUCUGGUCGUGUUAUCCCAUUUGGAGCAGAAGUAUUUGCGCAUGUAUGCAGUUCUAUGCUUGGGCUUGUCAAUGUCGGUCUUAUGUACAACACCUUCCGUGUGCUCAGUCCAGUCUUCCAUUGUUCAACGCUGCCAAAGAUUCAGGUUGAUACAAAGACUUUUGGAAACGACGCGUUCGACGAAUCGCCUAUUCUUCCCGCAGUCGCUCACAUGCCCAAAGGACCGCUUUUACCUCUGUACAAUGAUACCUCCAAGGCAAUAUCACCAGUCUCGCUGUCAGAUUUUCCGCCAGUUCAAUAUCAUUCUCGCAACUCCUCCACUGCAAGUACUGAUUCCGCGACUCACUUGUUGAGCACCAAGAGGACACCCUCGAGGUUUCACAAGAUGAGGGUCAGGCAGGGCGAGUCGUUACUGCCUCUGUCUCGUGCCAUUCUCACUCCUUCGGAGCUCAAUCGCCAGCUCGAUGCUGCGUCUGAUACAGAGAGUCUCAAGGGUCACAACCUUCGCAUCAACUUGCCUCAGAUGGCUGAGGUCAAUACACCCAGAAUGGCCGUUGUGACUGUCAGCCUAUCGCCUGCACCUCGUUCUUCUACUGCAUCGGUGAUCACCAGCUCUCCAAUCGUACCUACGUCUAUCCAAUCCUCGAACCCUUCUCCCAUUAUGAGGCAGUUCACUGCGGCCUUUGGGAGGCCGAGCCGCAAGUUGUCUAUGUUUGGGUCACAGUCAAAAGGCAGUGGUAAAAUACCUCUCAUUCUUACUGUUGGGCAGCCGCUUUCGCCUGUCCCUACCUCCCCAGCUGACAAGAGUUCAACAAAGAAGUCUGUCUCCCGGCUCCGCGUACCUUCUAUAAAACGCAGACCUACUCCAUUGGAUCUCACUGAUGCCAUUCCUACACCCGUCAUUCGGCCUCUACCUGUCAUUAAUACAAAGGCUGAGGCUCUUCAGAAGGUUGACAAAGGUAAAGGCAGAGCACCGCCAUCGCCUACAACUCUGGUGGAAAGGGAUGUUAUAUCCCGUUCCCACGCUGCCCUUAGACAAUUACCUCAACUCCCCCGAAACAGUUCAGGAUCCUCGUCUUCUAGUGCGCACAGUCACCCCGAAGCUGCCACAUCUGCUGCCCCUCAUGAACGUCACGGUUCAAUAUCGUCGCUCUUAUCCAUAUCUUCUAUAUCUUCCUUCCUGGACAGUCUUCACAGCACCCAUUCAACGAGCUCAGUUGACGGAGGAAGUGAGAAAGUCCUGCCGAGCAUCCCACUGACGCGCGGCAAUACCAUUGAAAGCAUGGACUCCGAGUCGUCUUUGUCCUCUUCUUUCGAGAAACAUAAACAAAGUGAGAGAUCGACCUGGAUGACGGUCUGGUCGCAGGACAGUGCUGUUACCUUAAGCCAGCCCCCCGACGAGGAGACCAUGCUUGCAUAUGCAUCACUUGUCCCCGGUGCGAGCAUGACCAUGGGUGAUCAGGCGAGUGUAGAGAAUGUUCCGAAGAGAGAGGACGUUUCUCCUGUGCCUCGCGCUCCGAUACCAUUUGCACUUCGGCCAGGCCAUUCGAUGGUAAAGUUGUCGGGUAUCCCACCUUCGUUGCGGACAUGA
Suillus fuscotomentosus is the source of this 2409-nucleotide messenger RNA. RefSeq lists its product as uncharacterized. Gene Ontology annotation, molecular function: G protein-coupled receptor activity. Gene Ontology annotation, cellular component: plasma membrane. Lineage: Eukaryota; Fungi; Basidiomycota; Agaricomycetes; Boletales; Suillaceae. Gene Ontology annotation, biological process: adenylate cyclase-activating G protein-coupled receptor signaling pathway. The record is from RefSeq and is a predicted model, not a curated record. The transcript is spliced from 9 exons. Bases 1 to 2409 code for a protein of 802 amino acids.